Molecule: messenger RNA, 933 nt
Organism: Prosopis cineraria
Lineage: Eukaryota; Viridiplantae; Streptophyta; Magnoliopsida; Fabales; Fabaceae
Product: S-adenosyl-L-methionine:benzoic acid/salicylic acid carboxyl methyltransferase 2-like
Exons: 4
Coding region: 1-933 (310 amino acids)
Biological process (GO): methylation
Molecular function (GO): S-adenosylmethionine-dependent methyltransferase activity
Source: RefSeq, a predicted model, not a curated record
AUGGGAGAAGCAAGUUAUGCUAAUAAUUCCUUAUUACAGCAAAAGGUGAUUUCCUUAACAAAGCCAAUCAGAGAUGAAGCCAUAACUUGCAUCUACAAAGAAAGGCUCCCUCAAAGCUUAGCAAUUGCAGACUUGGGUUGUUCUUCUGGGCCAAACUCUUUGUUUACGACUUGUGAACUCAUUGAAACUGUGGAGACGCUUUGUAGAGAGAAAACUCAUGAAUCUCCAGAAUACAUCAUCUUCUUGAAUGAUCUCCCUGGCAAUGACUUUAACAGCAUCUUUAAGUCUGUCGAAUACUUCAAACAAAAGUUCAGCAGUCAAGUUGUUGGUGGGGUUGGUGGUCAAUGCUACAUCACUGGGGUUCCCAGUUCUUUUUAUGGCAGGAUUCUUCCAACUAGUUCUUUGCAUUUUGUCCACUCCUCCUAUAGUCUUCAUUGGUUGUCUCAGGUUCCCAAAGGUGUGGAGAAAAAUAAGGGCAAUAUUUGCAUGGCAAGGACAAGCCCUUUAAAUGUCCGUGAAGCUUAUUACCACCAGUUUCAAAAAGAUUUCUCAAUGUUUCUGAAAUGUCGUGCUACGGAACUAAUUAAAGGAGGUCGCUUAGUUCUUACACUUAUGGGAAGAAACAGUUGUGACCCAUCAAGCAAUGAAUCUUGCUACAUUUGGGAGCUUUUAGCUGAGACACUUAAUGACAUGGUCUUGGAGGGAAUCAUAAAAGAAGAUAAGCUGGUUUCAUUCAACAUUCCUUUUUACACUCCAUCCCCAUCUGAAUUGAAAGUAGAAAUUGAAAAUGAAGGCUCAUUCACUUUGAAUCACUUGGAGGUUUUUGAAGUAAGUUGGAAGGCUGCAUGCGGAGAUGAGGAACUCAACGAUAAUAAUAAUUGUGGGUACAGAGUUGGACAAUUAAUGAGAGCUGUGGCUGAACCUCUUCUGUGA